UUGGAUAGGAAAUAUAAUACUGAUGACCACGGUCUAGAAAAGUAUAUUGUUUCCAAAUUCUUGAGAUUCGACAUGAAAGAGGGAAAAUCUGUUUUAGAACAAACACAAGAAUUUGAGCUUAUCUUACAUUCUCUCCGUGAAGCAGAUAUGGAAUUGCCUGAAAAAUUUAAAGUCAUGGCUGUAAUUGAAAAAUUCCCCAAAUCGUGGGAAGAUUUUGGUUUGACUUUAAAACACAAAAUGAAAAAGAUAACUUGGAAAAGUUUGAUGCAUUCCAUUACUGUUGAGGAAGAACAUAAGAAAGCGGGUUAUAUUGUGCCUGUUGAAUUUCAGCCAAAGGCUCAUGUUGUAACCGGGGGAAAGCAGUCACAAAAUUCUAAAAAUAAACAACCAUCAUCUUUUAAACCAAUAAAGGCCAAAUUAAAAAUUGCAAAGAAACCAAAGGCAAACCGGCCAUGCUGGAACUGUGGACAGAUGGGGCAUUGGGCCAAAUUAUGCCCAAAUUAAAAGGCUAAGGCUCAAUCUGGUGGACCUCAAGUCAACGUGGUGACUGGAGGAACUAGUUCUGAUGGGUAUGUUUCUAUUAACCCUCAAGUUUUCACUAUAUAUAAUUCCAAUGAGUGGCUAAUAGAUACAGGAGCGAAUGUGCAUGUAUGUGCUGAUAAAUCGCUCUUUGUUUCUUAUCAGCCUGCGGUUGGAAGAACAGUGAUGAUGGGAAACACAAGUGCUGCUAGUGUGCAUGGAGUUGGAAAAGUAGAAAUAAAAUUUCCUUCGGGAAAAAUACUUACUUUGCAUGGAGUGCAUCACGUUCCCGAAAUUAGAAGGAACAUUGUUAGUGGUUCCAUUCUAGUUAGGGAGGGUUAUGAGUUAUCUUUUAAAUUUAAUAAAGUUGUAAUUUUAUUUGGUGGACUUUUUAUUGGCAAGGGUUACUUGUCGGAUGGACUUUUUAAGAUUGUGGUUGAUUAUUUUGAAUUAAAUUAUGUAUCUGAGAAU
Molecule: messenger RNA, 990 nt
Organism: Cuscuta epithymum
Lineage: Eukaryota; Viridiplantae; Streptophyta; Magnoliopsida; Solanales; Convolvulaceae
Source: the annotation of a GenBank genome assembly